AACAAGGCUGUCGUUCGUAUUAGAUAAAAUAAAGGGUAAAAAUAAAAUAAUUUAAAAGGACAAGGGACCUUAAAUUAAUACCAGCGUCAAUCUCAAGGAUUAGAUUUAGAACCAUUUACAGUAUUACUUUAUUACGUUCAGACAAAACAAAAUAAUAACCCUUCACUGAAACACGAGCAAACUCUCUCUCUCUCUCUCUUUCUUCACUUAAUCUUCGUUAAAUUCGGCAAAUCUUUCUCUCUGUCUGAGUCAACAAGAGAAGAGAGAGAAAGAAAGAGUGAGCAGUGUGUUCUUCACUAUGGCUGAAGACAGAACUGACGAAGAGAAGCCUGAGACUUGCGAUAAUCGACUCCAAGAUCGGAUCCAUGGAGGGGCCUCUCCGGUUCAAUCGCCGACACGACUCGGCCCAACCCGGUUCUCUGAAGUAGCUGUAGACAAGAUUCGGAAUAGUGGGUCGGAUAUUAUCGGGUCGAUUUGGUCUUGGAUCAAUGGAGAUCCGAACCGGAAUUCGAAAAACCCGGUUAAGCGAGGAAAACGGAAGAGAAUUCGAACGGCCAAAACCGCCGUUGGAGUGAUCAUACUUGUGGGUUUCUUCAUUUUCGUCAAUUGGUUUAUGCUCUCUCAGCUCCACGAAGGUCGAGCUUGGCUUCGAAGAGGAUUCGCGAAAAACCGGAAUCCGAAACCGACCACGAAACCAAACCCGGAUCCGAAUCCGAGUGUGAAACGGGUAUCUGUGAAAGUGUCGGCGUCGGUACAGCAUGGAGUGAAGAAAAAGAUGGGAAAACCAAAGAAGCAAUAUAAUGGAACCUAUGGUAGACUGUUGGCUUUGGCUGCUCAUGCUUUGGCUGAGGGACAAAACAAAAUUGAGCCAAAAGAGUUGUGGCGAGAACCGAAGGAUCAAGCUUUGGCUUGGAAGCCUUGCGCUGAUCAACGUUCUUGGAAGCCCAACGACGGCAAAAAUGGAUAUAUAAUGGUAACUGCAAAUGGUGGAAUCAACCAACAGAGAGUUGCUAUUUGUAACAUCGUUGUUGUUGCACGCUUGCUCAAUGCGACACUCGUUGUUCCGAAAUUCAUGUUCAGCGAUGUUUGGACCGAUGCAAGUCAGUUUGGAGAUAUCUAUCAGGUGGAACAUUUCAUAAAGUAUCUCUCUCCUGAUAUUCGGAUUGUAAAGAAACUACCAAAGGAGCUUCAGUCUCUAGACCUUGAAGCUAUUGGCAGCGUUGUUACGGAUAUGGAUGUUGUGAAAGAAGCUAAGCCUGGGUUUUACAAGAAGCACAUUCUCCCUCUUCUUCAUAAGAACAGAGUAGUCCACUUCUUCGGAUUCGGAAACCGUUUAGCCUUUGAUCCGAUACCGUUUGAGUUACAGAGGCUGCGUUGUAGAUGUAACUUUCACGCGCUAAACUUCGUUCCAAAGAUUCAAGAAACGGGUGCGAUUCUCGUGAGGAGAUUACGCGACAGCGGAUCACACUUAGCACCUGUUGAUCCCUAUCUCGUCGGUCCGAAAUUCGCGUCCUUCAUAUUGGACAAGAAGGCAGGUCCUCUCCAUAAAGCUUCAAAGUAUCUAGCGGUACAUCUCAGGUUUGAGAUCGAUAUGGUGGCUCAUUCUCUUUGUUACUUCGGAGGAGGCGAUGCGGAGAAGACAGAGCUCGAUGCUUACCGGGAAAAGCACUUCCCCACGCUGGCAAAUCUAACAAAGACGAAAAAAAUGCCAUCUCCGGAAGAUUUGAGGACGGAAGGUCUUUGCCCGUUAUCACCUGAAGAAGCCGUGCUUAUGCUCGCGGGUCUAGGUUUCAACCGCAAGACCCGUGUUUUCGUGGCCGGAGCGAAUAUAUACGGUGGGACGAAACGGUUAGCCGCUUUAACUAGUCUCUACCCGAAUCUCGUCACCAAAGAGAAUGUACUCUCUGAAACAGAGCUAGAGCCUUUCAAGAACCACUCAUCUCAGCUAGCGGUUCUUGAUUUCAUCGCCUGCGCUGCAUCCGACGCCUUUGCGAUGACGGAUUCAGGGAGUCAAUUGUCGUCACUGGUCUCCGGUUACCGAAUUUAUUACGGAGCGGGGAAAAUGCCGACGAUCAGACCGAACAAACGGAGAUUCUCGGACAUAUUGUUGAAGAACAAUACGAUAGAGUGGAAAGUGUUCGAGCAGAGAGUGAGAAAAAACGUUAGGCAAACCAAACAUGUAUUGGUUAGACCAACGGGACGCAGCGUUUACCGUUACCCGAGAUGUAAAGAAUGUAUGUGUAAUGAAGAUUGAUAUUCUUUGUUCUACAUUGCGGUUUGGUUCGGUUCAGUUUUUUUGAAACGGUUUAGCUGAUUAUCAUAAUUUGUACGGAAUUUGUAGCGGCUACACAUUCGAGUUUACAUGUGUUACUAGUAUUUUGGUUCGGGGCUAUUUCGUUACUGGAAGUAGAAAUAUCAAAAAC
Messenger RNA from Thlaspi arvense, 2423 nucleotides. The record is from the annotation of a GenBank genome assembly. Lineage: Eukaryota; Viridiplantae; Streptophyta; Magnoliopsida; Brassicales; Brassicaceae.